Molecule: messenger RNA, 294 nt
Organism: Haplochromis burtoni (Burton's mouthbrooder)
Lineage: Eukaryota; Metazoa; Chordata; Actinopteri; Cichliformes; Cichlidae
Product: complement C5-like
Exons: 2
Coding region: 37-279 (80 amino acids)
Source: RefSeq, a predicted model, not a curated record
UUGUCCUCAGCAGGUGACGUGGAUGUGAAUGUUAAUAUGCAGAAGGUUCUGUCUGAAUACAAUGGACCAAAAGACCUCAACAGCCUGCUGGGGAAGUACCUGUACAUAGCUGUACUGGUGGAAGAGAGCACAGGUGGUAUUACUCAGGAGACCGAGUUUGCUGCAGUGAAGUUUGUCAAAUCACCUUACAGCCUGAGCCUGGUGUCCACGCCCCCCUUCCUCAAACCUGGACUGCCUUAUAACAUCCAGGUGUGUGUCAUAGAAGCUCUUUAUGUGUAACGUGUGGUUCAGGCG